Molecule: messenger RNA, 2234 nt
Organism: Hyaena hyaena (striped hyena)
Lineage: Eukaryota; Metazoa; Chordata; Mammalia; Carnivora; Hyaenidae
Product: death domain-containing membrane protein NRADD-like
Exons: 4
Coding region: 1215-1952 (245 amino acids)
Biological process (GO): Rho protein signal transduction
Cellular component (GO): cell surface; plasma membrane
Molecular function (GO): death receptor activity; nerve growth factor binding; coreceptor activity
Source: RefSeq, a predicted model, not a curated record
UCCUGGACCUGGAGAGCCGAGGGCUGCUUUUCAGUCUCCUACCUCGAGGCCUGCGAUCCCGCGGGUGCCGUCCAUCAUGCCGGCGUCCGUGUGGGCAUGUGCGGGCGAGAUUUGUGGCCUGGAGAUGUGUGUGUGUGUGUGUGUGUGUGUGUGUGUGUGCGCGCGCGCGCGGGGAUUGGGGGUAGAGGCUCCAGCGGGGUGGGUCGGGCAGAGACCGGCCUGGCUUGUCUAGGCGCUCUAGUCACAAGCCCACCUGCCAACCAGGAUCCGGGAAGGGCCCCUUCUAUGGUAAGCGAUUCAGAUGUACAAGCCCCACUCGUGGCAAGGGCCAUCGCAGUCUCUGUCCCAGACCCACUUGCAGACUGGGCGGGGAAGUGAGUUUGGAGACAAGGCCGGAUGUGGUGGUGGAUGUCGGGGAGUUAGAGGGCCUUCCCCCAGGUUUCUUCUCCAUGCCUUCCCGGCAGGAUCCCUCCGCAGCCUAGACUCGGCUUCUCUUACCCAGGCCUCAGGAAGCAGGUCCCAGCAGGAUCCGCCUGUAGGUCCACAUGGGUCCUGGGACUGAGUAAUCCUAGCCUGUAGGUUUCUGGCCUCAAGGCCGUCUCAGUUCUCAGAUGAGAAAGGACCAGGAGGCCCCUUAGCCCAUAUAUUCUCUGCCCGUGCUGAACCCACCAAGGAGCCCUCCUGUGAGGGCUAGAUACCGACCCUGGAGGCAGGAGCCGGGGGGCCACGGGCACUCCAGGUAGCGCUGCCUUAGGGUGUUGGGUUCCCAGGCUCAUUCUGAGAAGUCUGGGGGGGGUGGGGACUGUCACUAAGCAAGCCUCUGGCCUAGCUCUGGCUGCAGUGGGGAUGGGAGUCUCUGGUCCUCUCGUGCUGUCCCUGGACUCAGACCAAGGGUUUGCCAAGGUCUUUGAGAUACAGGGUGGUUUCCAGCCUGCUCCCCGCCAUCCUGAGCUGCACCCUGGCUUCUCCAGCUUUGGCCAGGGGGGCCAGCUCUGUCAACCCCACCCCCAUCUGACCCAGGAAGAAACUGGUCCUGGUUGGUGAGUGGGGAGGAGGGCGGGUAACCAGCCCCGAGGUGAAUCAGGAUGGAGUGAGCCAGGGAGGGGGACAAGACUCUACCAAGGGACUCCUGACAUCAGGCCUGAGGAAUUUCUCGCGUCUCGCUACACUUAGCCCCUUUGGGAGUGUCCCAGCUCCUUUGCCUCAGGGUUGGAAUGACACUCCAACAUCUUCUCGAAGAGAUGCAGUCCACGGGAGCGCUGCUGGCCAGCAGAGCCAUGCUUCACAACUCCAGCCACAGGGAAGAUAAGACGUGGAGGGUGCAGGACAGGGACAGGGAAGAGGUAUGGGGAGGGGGAGCCCUGGCCCCCAAUACCUCCUCCCCAUUCCCCCCUGAGCCUCCAGGGGCCUCAGGCAGCAUUAUCCCUGUCUACUGUGCCCUCCUGGCCACCGUGGUCCUCGGUCUGCUCGCCUACGUGGCCUUCAAGUGCUGGCGCUCACAUAAACAAAGACAGCAGUUGGCCAAAGCUCGGACCGCAGAGCUGGGGACCUCCGACAGGGACCAGAGGCACGGAGACAGCAUUGUCUUCCUGGACAGUCCUAGCAGUCGGGAGCCCUGCGCCCCCGGCCAGGGGCCACAUCCUGAACUUGGCUGCCGGCUCUACCUUCACCUCCCUCAGCAGCAGCAAGAGGAAGUGGAGCGGCUCCUGGAAGCAUCAGGAGAACCUGACAAGGGCUGGCAGGGCCUGGCGGGCCGCCUGGGCUACCAGACUGAUGCUGUGGAGGUCAUGGCCCGGGGCCAGGUGCCAGCCCACACCCUGCUGAGGGACUGGGCUGGCAAAGAAGGCAGUGGUGCCACCCUCGGGGUGCUAGAGGAUGCCCUGGCCUCCAUGGGCCGCGAAGACGUGGUCCGGGUCCUGCACCCCCCGGCUGAGGGCUGUUCUGUGGUGUGAGCGGUGCCGCCACAGCCCGGCCUCUCAGGGAACCUGCUCUGGUGCUUUUCCUUUCUUGGGCUUCCUGGCACUGGUGGCCUCAGCCUGCCUUGCUCUGGGGGGACCCAGAAGAUCCAGCCGCCACUCAGCUCCCCUUGCCCUGUUUUCCUCCAAGAUGGGGACCAGGCUGUGGGGGGAGUUAGCAGUGAGGAGUGGUCCUGCCCUCCUCCCCGCCCCCCCCUCAUUUAGCCUCAACUGGUUUUUCUAUUUUUGUAUCUCCUAUUAAAGGCAACUUUGGACUUC